AAGAACAAUGGGCAAAUGUUGCACAAUCCAGGGAAGAGACUUCACUCUGACGACGUCACCUGGAGAAAUGCCAGAGUUGACUUCCGUCACAUGUUCAAUGGAGACUACCACUUUGAUGGGGAGACAUUCGUGGAGGGGCGGAAACUCAUCACAGAUGGUGUGAGCUCUGUCAAAGCCAGCAUCAAGCGAGGGAACUUUGAGGCAGCAAGACAGAAGCUGGGAGACAUUUUACACACCUUACAGGACUUCUACAGUCACAGUAACUGGAUAGAACUGGGCAACAGAUUUCCCAAUUCCAAUCUCAUCAGAUCAGACGUGUCGGACAUCGGCCCUGUUGCAGACAGGUUGAUGAUGUCAUCAGUCCUGGCAGUAGUCUCUCUCCUCCUCCUGCAGACAGGGGUCCAGGGGUUCCUGGUACUCCUCUCAGGCAGCUCCAUGGACCACCUGGAGAUCACUAGGGAAGCCAUCUUACAGACCACGGCAAAGGUGUGCAAGCAACUAGCCUCUGUUGAGGGAAGAGACUUCACUCUGCCGCCUGGACCACUGACUGCAGAGUCUCUGGCUCUAGCCUGCUCCUCAUCGGGGUCUGCUAAGAGUUUCCUGAGUGCCAUAUCAGACGUCACCUGGAGAAAUGCUGGAGUUGACUUCCGUCACACGUCCGAUGAAGAGUACCACUUUGAUGGGGAGAGGUUCGUGGAGGGGCGGAAACUCAUCACAGAUGGUGUGAGCUCUGUCAAAGCCAGCAUCAAGCAAGGGAACUUUGAGGCAGCAAGACAGAAGCUGGGAGACAUUUUACACACCUUACAGGACUUCUACAGUCACAGUAACUGGAUAGAACUGGGCAACAGAUUUCCCCAUUCCAAUCUUAUCAGAUCAGACUUGUCAGACAUCGGCCCUGUUGCAGAUAAGAACACGCCCACAUGUCGGAGCUGUGUCGGUAAAGACUGCCAGAACAACAUCCUAGAAGACAUCAUCAGAGACAAGAAGCUGACCUCGGGAUAUUUUAGCCUUGAACCUUUUUUUUCCAUCAAACCAAAAGGGAAGUGCAGCCAUGGGGGCUUAUCGGACCAGACAAGCAGGCAGGAGCCUACAGGUGGGAUCAACAAGGACUCACUUGAGUCCAGCCAUGGCAACUGGCACACUGCAGCUGCAGAGGUGGCCGUGGCUGCAACCAGCCAGCUGCUGGAGGACAUCAGAGGGGCUGCCGGGGACACAGACUUCCUACGGAUGAUGGGGAUCUCUAGGAAUGGAUCUAGAGUUCUGUGUUUUGUGAUCGACACCACCGGCAGCAUGUCGGACGACAUCGCAGCAGUAAGGGAGACGACGUCGCUCAUCAUCGACAGCAAGAGAGGAACGCCAGACGAACCCUCAGCCUACAUCUUGGUCCCCUUCAAUGACCCAGACUUUGGGCCCCUGAUGCGGACCACGGACCCAGAUGUCUUUAAGGCCCAGAUCAAUGCACUGAGUGCUGAUGGAGGAGGGGAUUUCCCAGAGAUGAGUCUAUCAGGACUUCAGGUGGCUUUAACUGGUGCACCCCCUCUUCAGAGAUCUUCCUUUUCACCGAUGCCCCGCAAAAGACUUGAACCUAAUGGGCACGGUGAUCGCUCUCAUAGAACGCACUAAGUCAGUGGUGUCCUUCUUCCUAACUGGCUCUUUGGGGCUCCGUCGUAGGAGGGCUAGUGACCAGGGCCAAGGACAGGUCCAGCACAGUCGGAUGGUAGAGUCAGACUCCCAGCUCUACAUGGAGCUGUCCCAGGCCUCAGGUGGCCAGGCCAUACAGGUCACCAAGACAGAAUUGCCCAAGGCCACCAGCAUCAUUGUGGAAUCCUCCAGCUCUUCAUUGGUGACCAUUCUACAGGCUGUGCGGAGUCCAGGAAGGGCUGAUAAUUUCUCCUUC
This is a messenger RNA of Salmo salar (Atlantic salmon), 1897 nucleotides long. The record is from RefSeq and is a predicted model, not a curated record. Lineage: Eukaryota; Metazoa; Chordata; Actinopteri; Salmoniformes; Salmonidae.